AUGCGGUCGGCAGGUCUGGUUGCCGUACUGCUUCUGUCUUUGGCGUCGAGUCCCACAACCUGCCGUGAGAUUGAUCCCGAACUGCGAACCUUUGUGAGCACGCUAGAGCGCUACUCUACAACGAAGAACGACGUCAUUUUUCUUCUUGAGUCUGGAAACAUCGAGGCCGACCAUUUUUCCGAUGCACUCUUCUUCACCGAGACGCUAGCUCGGCUGUUCAUCGUGUCUCCGGAGUACUCGAGGCUAACCGUCAUGACGUCCUCCGACCAAAACUUGGUUCACAUCGACCAAGUGAGAAACAUUGAUGACGCUAACAUGUGCACUUUUGCACAUGAUGUGAAAUGGAUACAGCAUCGCUCAGGUAACACCAAGACCCGGGAAGCGUUGGAACAUGCGACGACUAUUCUGAGAGACGCUAGACAUGGUGUCAACAAAAUCAUAAUUUUGAUAUCGGGUGCAUUGUCGAACGGCGGAUCUGAAACUUACACUGCUGCACUCUCACUCAAAGAUGACGGUGUUAUUAUUUUCUGUGUUGGAGUCGCCGAUGUCAACCAGCAGAAACUGUCGACUUUGGCUACUACAACUUCUCACGCGUAUUUCUUCAGUAGCUUCGAAUACAUCAGAAGUGCCAGCCGCAGUCUUCAAAGAGGCAAGCCAGUUUUGAUUAUUCCUAAUCUUAACAACCACAAAACACGUCAUAGUGUCUAUAUUUGGUAUGUAAUUACCGGGAUCGUCGAAACUCGCUUUUAA
Messenger RNA from Ixodes scapularis (black-legged tick), 750 nucleotides. Its product is annotated as collagen alpha-6(VI) chain-like. The record is from RefSeq and is a predicted model, not a curated record. The transcript has 2 exons. The coding region runs from base 1 to 750 and encodes 249 amino acids. Lineage: Eukaryota; Metazoa; Arthropoda; Arachnida; Ixodida; Ixodidae.